AUGCUACUCGAUCGGAUCGAUGGAGACGAACUCGCCGCACGGGGCGUCCUCGAGCGCGGGCUUCCAGGUCUGGGGAAUCGGCGUGGACACGGGGAAGUGGCGCUUGUGCAGGCUGCACACCGUCAUGGCCUUGUUGCGGCGCUCGCAGUGGAGGCAGCAGAGGAUGAGCCCGCACGGGGCCACCCACCAAAAGUACGUGCCGCGGCCGGCCUUCUUCGCGACCGCGCACUCGAAGUCGGGGUGCUGGAACAGCCAGGGGGGCGUCGCGUUCACGUGGCAGCGCAGGCGGCGCAGGUACUCGUCGGUGCAGAACGAGCCCUGCUGGCGCCCGCUCAUGGCGAGGCCGGACUUGGGGUCGUCCUCGUGGCGGUCCUCGUGCACGACCUCGAGGGGCACCGGGACGAGGCCGAACUCGCGCAGCCAGCCGGGGCGCAUGAAGUAGCCGACGUGGUCUUGGGGCUGGAACUUGCCGUCGCGCACCGCGCCCCAGUCGGUCGGGUCGUCGCCCUCGCGCUCGAUGAUCUCGUUCGGCGUGAGGGGCCACAUCUGAAGGGUGCGCAGCAUCUCGGCCCCGGUGGUCUUGCCGAGCAGGGCCGCGAUGAAGAGCCAGAACGCCUUCUCCUGGCGGCGGAAAGCAGUGAGCUUGAGGUCCCUGAGGUAGAAAUGGCCGGCGUUGUCGAGCGCGUGGAUUGCCGCGAGGCCGAGGAUGACGCCCUCGUCCUGCGUGCCCAUCAACGGGGCGGGCGUGUGCAGGUGCUCGAGCCCGAGCUGCUCCGCCACCGCGAUCGAGGCGUGCAGCGGGGCGCCGAUGCGGGUGAGCGUCUUGUCCGAGAGCAGCAGGAGGCAGCAGGCGUUGCGCGUGCUCAUGACGACGAGCGUGCGGGGCCUGUUGCGGCGGCGCAGCUGCUCGCACUGGCGCCUGAGGGCCUCCUCGAUCACGCGCCCGUCGGGCGUGAGGGCCGCGUGGCCGAGGUCCGUCUGCAUCAUCUGCAGGUCGCCGUCGCGGUACGCCCCGCAAGCCGGGAGCAGGCGGCUCAGCAGGAGCAGCGUGUCGGACCCGUUGCGGGGGAGGGGGACGCGCUGGCCGACCCACUCGAGCAGCUCCUCGAGCGGCCAGGCGAGGUCGACGUCGACGUCGACCCAGCGGUGCUUGCCGGGGAGGUCCGGGACCUCGCGCGAAGGGCCUUCGACCGCGACGCCGUCGUCGUCGGCCCAGGUGCUGUAGCCGAUGGGGAUGAACGUCGGGAGGCGCGCGAGCCUGAGGAUACUGCCGUGGCGGCGGUACACCGCGUAGCGCUCGUCGGCGGUGGGGAUGACGAGCACGUCCUGGUCGCCCUCGAUCGUGUCGGGCGGGUCCUUGAUGACGACGACGCCCAGGUGCGGGCGCAUCGUGUCGCAGAGGAGGGUGGAGGCGAGCACGGCGGGAGUAUACUGGUCGGUGGGCCGGUCGCGCACCGCUUCGCAGUGCUCGCAGAAGUACCUUAUCGCCAGCAUCGGACUAUGGACGACGCCAAGAACGACGCCAUCCUCAAGAACGCCGGCCUCGCUGGCAUCCAGCCCGAGCACACCGUCCCCCCUCACGUGAAACAGUUUGGUACCGUCCUCGCGCCCGCCGAGUUCGACGAGGCCUGUGCCGUCCCCUGUCCUUUGGCCGUCGAGAACGGCGUCCCCACGACGCUCUUUGCCAACUUUGCGCCGCGCUACAUCUGGACCCUCCCAGACUCCGACUGCCUGCUCGUCGCGCCGUCCGCGAUCACCAACUCGAGCCUCUGCGUGCUCCACCUCCGGGUCUGCGGACCCCUCUACACCGAAGAGACCCCCGCUAUUGCCGAGCCGCCUCGAGCCGCCCCAGACGCUCCAGCCCAGCUCGCUCGCCGCCGAGCAGCAGUUCUACCUCUACCGCGCGGAAAUCAGCCAGCUCAAGGCGCGCGGCGUCGAGGCCGCCCUCCGCGAGUCGCUCCGCGAGGCCCGUGCGCAGCGGGACGCCCUGCAGAAAGCCAACGACGAGCUCCGCGACGCCCUGCAUGA
Molecule: messenger RNA, 2028 nt
Organism: Trichosporon asahii var. asahii CBS 2479
Lineage: Eukaryota; Fungi; Basidiomycota; Tremellomycetes; Trichosporonales; Trichosporonaceae
Exons: 3
Coding region: 1-2028 (675 amino acids)
Source: RefSeq, a predicted model, not a curated record